AUGAAAACGCGGAAGUGAUGUCACAGAUAAGUACCUCUGGAACCGUCUAUCUUCCGCCUACCAACGAAGCGAACAGAGUGUAAAUCGCUCUUUGGGUUUCCCCACAGAAAAUCCACUCCUGACUGUCAACGCCGGCAGAGCCGACGCUGCACUCAGAGGUAAAUUUCUCCGACUUCGACCUGGGAGGAUUACUGUAGCGGUUCUUGAAAUGUGCCCGUUUACUCCCGAGCUCCGAGGGGCCUUGUUUACAUCUCAAUCCCCGGUCUGGAGUGGGUAAGAGGCGGCGGCACAGCGGGAGGGGACGAUGAGGGGGUGGCCAAACUGGUUAGCCUUUACAUUUUCAGAUGCUGUUGUUGUAAUAUUUUUUAAUAUGUUUUGCAAGUAUGUUGUGAGAGCAUCCAGAAAAGUGACUUGUAUAAGUCGUGGGUUUAGCAUGUGGUUACUUUACUGCUGCAUAAAAGUGCCAGCACGCUAGCCAGUGAGCUAAUCCGGCUAACACUUAGUUAGCCAGCCGUCCAGUAGAUCUGGCUUCACUCCCUUUUUAAAAGAGUAGCCUGCGAGAGAAAUUACACGAAAAGCCGAUGCACAGAACCAACCAAUAAUUUUUUUAAAGGUCAGUCUGUAUACAAACUAGUGCCCCCCAUACCCCAUUACGUGUUAUCAAACCUGUGCUGAGUCGCUGUGAUAUAUUAGCCUAGCAAGAUGUGUGUCACCCAGUUUGGUACCUAUUUUUAGCCUGGACCGGGCGGAAUGCUCGCAUUCGUCUAUCGCUAGGCUGGCACCGGAGCCAGACUCACCAUGGACGGCUAACCUUAUUUCAGUCUAGGUGGAUAUUUGCAAAGUCACAUUUAGAUAUCAGUGCCAACAGACGGCUUUGAUCGUGUGUAUUUUGAUCUCAGUGGACGCAAAUCACGUGUCGUAACAAGCCUCAAGGUACGAAGAGACAUCGUAGAGUCAACGUUUGUGAUUAUUAAUGUAAAUGUGUAGGUGGCCCUCAAAGGCAUUGAUUUAUAAGGUUUUAGAAAAUAGGACAAAUCAUGACGGAAAAAAAACACGUGUUGAUGAGGGAAAAUACAACCGUGCAUUAGUCAGGACAGUGAAAAAACAGCUGGUGUUUAUCAGGGGAACCCCAUCCAAACAAGCAACGUCUGCAUAGUGGGGAACGGAGAAGACACAGGGAAGUUCAAGAGUCAAAUGAAAGCACUGACGAUGAAUGAUUGUCCUUUUCUUUUUAAAGAUAUGUCAGGUGUAAGCAUUACACAUAAGUACACUUUUUUUUUUUUAUACUUGGGAAUGAAACAGACGGGAAGAAAAAAAUGAUGUAAAAAAGCAAACCAGACCACCAAGAGAAGAUUUUGCACAAAGUAGUUUUAAAUAUUUGAAAUGGCCUUCAAAUGGUAAUUAUCAGGCUGUGAUUUCAAAAGCACAUUGCAGAAACAUGUUUUGGUUUAUAUAUUACACAGCAAGGAUUCACAGUGAGUGAUAUAUUUGAUUCAGAAAAAACAACAAGAGGGGAUUGUUUACUAGAAAACACAUUUCACUCAUUUACAGGGAAAAAGGCAAAUAGAUAAGACAUACCCGCAGUGAAAGUUCCCCACAGUGACUUCUGGUGUUUUGAUGUCAGACUCUGAGAAAUUUAACUCGUCAAAAUUAAACGAUAAGCCAAUAACCAGUGAUGGCUGCAUUUAUAAUGAUAUUGCCAACCCUUUAAUGUCAAUCUAAAUGUAAAAUUGCAAUGCACUGCUAUUAUAUGAAUGGAGUUAACUUGGUUUUAAUGCCGACGUAGAAAAGGAGCUGUUUGUACCUAAUUUUGUGGUCAGUCUGACUAUUCAGUUUGUCACCAUGUAAACUUGGGAUAUGGUUGGUCUGUUUCCCUCAUCCCUAGAGCUAAAGCAUCUUCGGCUAAUCCUCUGAACUGUGACAUUAAGCCUUAGCCUGUGCCUUGUGUCCACACACGUGUUAAACAGAUCUUCACUGUAACAGGCUAAACAUAUACGAAAUUCGUAAGCAAGGGAUGAUCUAAAACCUGCUUUCAUGAAGUUCAUUUCAAAGCUUGUGGUAGUUAUAAGAAGCAGAAGUGGAGCGACAGAGGAAGAGACGCUGCCACAGAAAAUGAUAGAACCUUAAAGUGGGGAGUGAAAAUUCCUACUUGAAUAAAGAAAGCACAAUUUCAAAUGGUGCGUAUGGUAGGUGUAACUUUGCUGGCUUGGAGAGAAGGAGGGACCUUGUAGAUAAUUCAUGUCCAUUGGAUCAUGGCUAGCUUAUCUUCGAGCCAGCAAAGAAAAAUUAACUGUUUGUCAACAGGUCACCAAGUCAGGAGCUGCUUUCACUGUUAGCGGGACAUCCCAGCUUGCUUUGGGAAGUAUGACGUAAUCUGUCAGCCAAGGUCAACUGCUAAGUAGAAAAAUUUUAGCCAAAUAUUUAGCAACAGCUGUCUAGUGGCUUGUGUAACUCUGCAAUGGAAUAUAUUAUGCAAAUAAAAUAUGUGCGUUACAGUGGUCCGAGUCAACAGGAGAAAAGAAAUGGUCAUGAUAGUUUGUAGAAACCUCCUUCAGUUUACAAGAUCAGCCAGUACUUGGUGCUUUUUUUAUUUCUGCAUUUUCAAAGCACUGUAUUGUGGUUUCUGAGCACCAGCGGCCUAUUUGUCUUUGUCAGUGUCUAAACAUUAUUUGCUAACUAUUUAAGACCCUCUGGGCUUAAGUGGUUUCAGUGUGUAGUUUUAAAAUUAGUCAAGUCCAAAAUUUAUCCCCCCCCCCCCCCCCCCACACACACACACACCUUAGAAGUGAUAUUUAAAUUAUCAAAACUGUUUUAACUCUUUGUGUCUUGUAGUCAAACCAAGGUGAUCUUAUCAGUUAAAGAGACAAUCUGUUUUUUGUUGUUCUUGGAGAAAGACACCCUACACUUCAUCCUGCAUUUCUUUUGUAUGCUUAUGUUUCACACACACGUGUGUGUGUAGAUAGUAUCUUUGCACGAAGAAGAUCUCAUCAUUGUCUGGGUUGGUACAGAUGGCUGCUGUACUUUCAGUCUGUGAAAAUCUUCCUCUUCAGAGCCUGUCACAGUUUCUUGGAACAUUGUUAUACUGCAUGAUGAAUUGAAAAUUCCCUCUCAUCUUCCUUAUUUUUUUACCGGGAAUUUUCUCUUAGCAGUGACUGAGCACAGCCAGCGGCAAACAAUAAGUAUCACUAUCACUGAUAAUUUGUGGCACACCCCCAGCUUGUCCUUAAUCAAAUACAAAGGAGGAUAGAACGAUGCAGGUUACAGUAGAUGUCUCAUACCCUGUGCAUGCUUGCUUCUCUAUUCAGCGUCCUCUGUCACCUGCUGCCAAUGGUAUUCAUUCCCGGUCAGGGAUGCAGGUGUGAUAUGAUCUUUGGCUUCAGAGAGCUUGAAUGAGCAGUUUUCACUCUGUAUUUGUCAGAAUGUUUCAGUACCAAUGUGCUAAAUAUUUGGAGAUGAAGUGAUAAUGAAAUCAUUAGUCGUAGCUCUUGGUGGAACAUAGUAGUCUUGAAACAUGUUUCACACUUCAGUGAACUAUAACAGGCAUUGUUUGGUUAAAUGAACAGUAUGUUUUAAAAUUUAGGGAAUAUCACACAGGAUUCUGGAAAAAAAAACAAAUGCAGUCAGAUCAGAAAGUGAACAGAUUGUUGCUUUUAAUACUCAUGUGCCAAAUUUAGCUCAACAGUUGGCAGGCACAUGCAAUAUAUGAAAUAAUUUGGAAUGAAUAGUAGGAAAUGUUGAAGGCCUUGUUCACUGAUUUUUUUUUCCCCCCUUCUUCCCAAACUUUCUUUCUUCUCUACUGCCCCUCUGCUUUAUCCUUGAUAUACUCAUUCCUCCCUCCUCUCUUCAGUCCUGUUUUUCUUCUUAGAUCCUCCUGUAACCAGCUUUCCAAAUGAGUGACGGGGAGUGUGACUUCUUCUGCUUCUUCCGCUGCUGCUGAGCGCUGUCUACGCGCCGCAGACACACAAGGAAGGCAGCGUGUCUCCAUACACUGAUACAAGCAGGUUUGAAGGGGGUGCAGGGUGACAGGGAGUUGGAGCUUCAAAGAGCCAUUUCAGCCAAUCGGACCACUAGAAUCAGACGGGUAGGCGGGCCGUCUACCUGUCUGGGUGUUUGAUUCAGUCGACUGGAUGUCUGUGGACAUGAACAGCCAGGCGUCGGACAGCAACGAGGAAGACUUUGGGGUGAACUCUGAAGAGGAGGAGGAUGAAGAUGAUGGAGGAGAAGAGGAGGAUCAGGUUGAUAUGGCUGGCUACUAUGAGGGUGUGGCCAGCGACGUGGAGCAACAGGGUGCUGACUCCUUUGACCCCGAGGAGUACCUGUUCACCUGCCUGACCUACAAAGAGAGUCAGAGGGUGCUGACAGAGGAGGUUAACACUGUGGCUGUGGCACUGAAGGUGAGCGAUGUGUGUCUUCAGCUGUUUGGAGACCGAAACAAGAAGAGGCAAGAUUUCUAAGCACAGGAUCUGCAGUAGUUUGUGGUUUAAGAAAAAGUGUUUGUAAAAUGUGUGAAGGGUCACAGUCACGUUCUAGUCUUGGAGACAGGCGCUGUCCCUGAAGGCCACUAUACACUUGUAAUCACUGUGAGUAAGGUAGUUCAAAAGCAUGAUUAUUUUCAAAAAGGUGUUUGGCAAAGUUUAGCAAAAAAAGAGCCACACUGAUGUACCUAAGACUCAGGAAAGUGGAACAAUGAUGUCCACUGAAGUCCAGUGACUCUGUUUCAUCUCCAAAAGUGUCUCUCUUCUCCUUGAGUAAACCAACACUGUGUUUCUCUGAGCUGAAGAUGGCAUGAGAGCAGGAGACUGUUUUCAUCACAUAUCUUUAAAAUUAAUAAUUCGUUGGCUUUAUAACCGCCACUAUGGGAAUAACCAGUUGUGGUUAGGAGAUGAGCACUAUUAUUGCUGAAAAGCUUUGUCAACUGUUUUCAUGUUGUUACAUGGAGGGUAUCGCUACGAGAUGUUUGUGGGUUUUGUAGUAUGUGUCUGAAUAUCUUGUUGUUUAUCUUCUAGUCACUGUCAGUUCAUGUUGAUCUUGAGUAAAACUGGGCAAUUAAAUAUCAAUGAUGGUUUCUGCCUCCUACCAUCAUCAAAACGAAAUAAUUCAGACCGAAACAUUUCUGUGUGCUGAACAGGGCCCCCAAACAGCUCUCACUUCAACUUCUUUCACUGUGAGGGUGAGGGUGAGUGAGAGUCACUGCCAAGGCUUGACUGGCAAUCUGGCAUACCAAGGACUGUCCCCAGUGGGCAGAUGCACUUUAGUGCCUAUAGGCUAUAAUACAUCCUAAUGUUUUAAAAAGUACAAGCAGUCCAUUUGUGCAAUUCUGUGUUGAUGCAGAAGUGGCCAAAUCGUGCCUGGAAAGGACUUUUUCCAGACCGUUAUAGUUUCUGGUUUAAGAAAGACAGAAUCAUCAAAAGCCUGGAUUAGAGCAUAACAAGAUUGUGGGGUGUGAAGAUGGUGGGGAGGCUGUGAAAUGUGUAAAGUAGGGACCUCUGAAUCUUAAUAUGCUACUGCAGUGUCAACCAUAGUGCAGCCCAGUAAAGUGGUUGGCUGUGUGGCCCUGUCAGAUAGAGGAUCAGGAGUGUGUUAAUUAAGUAGAGGGACAAAGUAAGGACAAGAGAGACUGUAGAAAUAACAAGCAGUCAUGAGCUCAUGAUGGCCAUGUUAAACAGAGAGCAUUAUCAGGCUGUUUAGUUGUGUGUUCAGAUUGUUUAAGUGUUAAAAAUGAAUGAGGAAUCUUGUGAAAUAAUUAUGACCCCAACAUCAUUCAGAAUUGUCAUCAAUGUUGUUUAAAUUCCUCGAAUGACUUCUGAAGUAUCACAAGGCCACAGAACUGAGUUGCGUAUACAUUUGCUCCAGAUUAUAUCGUAACUGUUCUAGCUGCUGAGAUUUCCACUGCAGUUUUUGUGCAUGUCAGAACUUGGUGGUGUAAGGUCGUUAGAGUUGACAAUGAUCAGCUUGGAGUUGAUACAGUAUACACUCAAAGCAGGCUAUUGUAACUGCAUUAUCAGCAUGACUGUUCAGGUUGUUCCUAACGCACACAUUGGUAUGAAUGCAUUCAAGUGGGCCUGAUGGAGGUUGAACACCAGUGACCAUUACCUGAUGUCAACUCUGAAAUUACUUUCAUGGAUUACCAUUAGUUGAUUGUCACUUCAUUUCUCGAGAAGAACUUUGCAUGGCAGCGUUGUUAGCCUGCUGUUUGCCCUUACACUCACAGUUGCACAUAUUUACUCCUGGGGUUUGCACAGCAGUUGGACUGUGUUGUGUUUGCAGCUUCUCAUAAUGAAAAACAUUUUCGUCAUUUUAAAGGAUUAGAUUUGUUUACAUUCAGGCUUUUCUCACAUGGAGGUCUAAGAUCCUCCUCUGUUAGCUUGUCCAUAUUUUAUGGUUAUAUAUAGAAUCCUACUCAUAGAUUUAUCCCUCUGCCCUGUCUGAUAUGAACAGUGCGGUAACAGCUCAGAGAAUAUAUUAAGUUUCAAGAAGGUUAAAGUGACUGAAUGACAUGAGUCAGUGCCUGGUUUGUACGAAACACAACAACUAUUAUUGAAAACAUAAUUUUAAAACAUUGAGCUGUUAUAAUAAAAUUUCCCUUAAUGGUGUCUUUUGUCAUAUUUUGAUCUGCAGGUUAUCAGUUAAACACAAAGUACUCAAAUGAAUAGUGCUUGUCAAAAGGGGCAGCAUUUGUAUUGUGUUGUUGAAUAUUAAUGCAGAAACAUAAAAGUCUCUCUCCUUUCUGUCUCGUUCUUCCUCAGGUUUUACCAGCAGUAGCAAAACUGAUUCUGGUGCAUUUUCACUGGCAGGUUUCACAAAUACUGGACAGGUAUGUCUCCCCAUCCCCUCAACAUUUGUGCUUUGUCAUGUUUAGUCUUUCAGGCAUUAUUUUUGAUGAUCUCUUCUGUGGGUCUCAUUUCAGUCUUUGCUCUAUCUGUAGUUUCCUCCUCAGUCAUUUUUUCCACAUGACCUACAUGUUCUUUUUUUUUUUUUUUUUUUUCACCUUCUAUACGUUAUUUAGCGUCAUUCUUUUCUCUUUUUCUCAUCCUCACAUAACCUUUUUUUUCUCUCUCUCUUCCCUACAGAUACAAGUCCAACUCGUCUCUUCUGCUGUCAGAUGCACUUGUUCAGCCCAGUAGCACCUGCAGAUCAGUCACUGUGAGUCAUGAAUGUUAUAUGAACAAAUACUCAUAGAUUUGGGUACAGAAUAUACCUAACCCUUAACCUAAAGUGGAAAAGUUAAAUUCAGUUUUUAGUUUAUCUAAUGAAUUAUUAUUUUUAACUCCAAGUUGAAUGUAUCGUGAUGCUAUUUUCUGUUGGUAUUGGUGGUACAGAUGUCAACUUUCUAAGUAUGAGCUGUGGAGUGAGCAUUCUCACUAGUUCUGUUGUUCAGUUUGUGGCUGAGUACAUGUUCACAUGUGUGUGUUGUUUUUUUUCAGGCCCCUCAGUCCCUCCAGUGUGGUGUGUGUCUACAGGUCGUCCGGAGAGACUCCUUACUGGCAUUACCCUGCCAGCACUCCUUCUGCAAAGCAUGCUGGGAGCAGCACUGCACUGUACUAGUCAAAGAUGGCAUGGGAGUGGGUGAGUAAAGCGUGUACAUGUGGUGUCAUCCAAGCUGGUAUUAGUGGGUGAGUCAGACUUUGUUUAUGGGAGCUGUUCACUGUCGGUGUAUGUAUCUGUAUGUUUAUCCUUGCAUCCCUAUAGUUGUUUGCUCGUGCUCCAUGUGUCUAUUUGGUCUACUCAGACUUAUGGCAGUUUAAGCCUCUGAUCCUUUAGAAAUGUCUUUGGCCCCGUGUGUUCUAUCUUUGUUGGACUAGCUGCGUCAGAAGACUGGAAUAGACCUGCAUCAGCCUUUUAAAAGCACUGUUUUUAAACAAGAGAAAACACCACAUUUGUGUCUGUGUAAAACCCUACAGUGGCUUUGAAGCUAAGGAAGGCGUAAUACGAGACUUCAUCAGCCAGGACCACUCUUGCUUUUGACUAUCAUAGUGUGUACGUGUCUGGGGGAGAAAGUGGGCUUGUGUCAGCAUUAGAGCAGAUUGGUGUGUGGGUGUGUACAUGGAUCAGUUUUUUUUUUUUGUACUGCGUUCUGUAUAUGUGUGGUACUGUGCAUGAAGUGAACCAGACUCUCAGUCCUGAAGUUUGAAGUGUGUGGGAGCUUAAGUGUUUUGUGUGUGUGUACGUGCCCAAGAAUAUCUGUAUGUUGUUAGUCCCUGUGCUACUUUCUCUCUGAUAAAGUCUUUCUUUGUAACCCGGUCCUUCAGAGUGUGAUAAGCAUUUCUCUGUAUCAGUUGUAUGAAGGACAAGCAUAUGAUGACAGAUGACCCCAAUCCAGUUUCUGGGUCACUGUAACACUAGAAACCAGCUGCUUAUACCAAACACUACAGCAGAUAACCUUUUCUCAAUACAAUCUGAGUUCAAGUGAUAGCUGUAGGUUAUUGGCACAUACAGGAGUUGCACUGACUACAAUCUGUCAGCUGUUCGUCGCUCUUGGUAAUGUGUGUGUGUGUGUGUGUGUGUGUGUGUGUGUGUGUGUGUGUGUGUGUGUGUGUGUGUGUGUGUGUGUGUGUGUGUGUGUGUGUGUGUGUGUGUGUGCGUGUGUGCGCGUGUGCGCGCUCGCGUGUGUGCUUUCAGGUAUCUCGUGUAUGGCUCAGGACUGUUCCCUGCAGAUGCCAGAAGAUUUUGUCCUGCCACUGCUGCCAGGAGAGGAGCUGAAGGACAAAUACAGACGCUACCUCUUCAGAGACUACGUUGAGGUGUGUGUGUGUGUGUGUGUGUGUGUGUGUGUGUGUGUGUGUGUGUGUGUGUGUGUGUGUGUGUGUGUGUGUGUGUGUGUGUGUGUGUGUGUUUGUUUGUUUGUUUGUUAGCAUCUGAGCAAACAGAACCAGCACACACACACACAGCCUGGCAGACAGAGUCAGUAGGAAUAACAAAUGAGAUGAAAAAGGAUGUGGAGCAGAGAGAAAUGCAGUGAAGCUUUGUGUAUUGUUUCAACAAGUGAACCUUUAACUGUCCUUCACAAGACAUUAGAUCUGAAUCCUCUCUCUAGUGUCCUAGUGUUCUCCAACCCCGUCACCAUGUGUGUUGGCAGCUGGGCUUCCACCUAAAUCUGUCUCAGUAAUUUAAAUCUCACAUGGAUCUUUUUUGAAAACUUUCCCACCUUUUUAAAAAGAAACUAUUUUUCCUGUUUUUUUUACCCAUGUUUUGAGGUUGAAUUUCUGGUACUGUUAAUAUUUCAAAAAGUUAAAUUUUUAAUUUUAAAGCAGUGACUCCUUUUAGAGGCUUUUUCCCUGUAACUCUAUGUUAGAGAUGCAUAAUAUUGCAUAAAAUUACUGUUAUUGAAUUUCUGUCACUUCUGAUAAAACCAAAUGAUGUGUUGUUGUAUGUCUGUUAAUAAAACCAAUGGAUUGCCACUAUAGGAGUCACAAGUUAAGUCUAGGACAGGAGGACAUUAGUGUUGGUUGUUGGGUAUAAAAAAAGGUGCGUGUGUGUGUGUGUGUAUAUAAAUCUAUUGGAAAUGAACCAAACCAGUAAACUUACAACAGUAAAGAAAAGCUCCAUGAAUCUAAAAGCCUCCAUGUAGGACACAAGGACAGAUCUAUGAUCAUUAUUGUGGUCAUGCAGUUGUUCACUUGGAUGUUCGUUUUGUGGGUUUGAAUCUGUUUCCACAGAGUCACUUCCAGCUGCAGUUGUGUCCCGGUGCAGACUGUCCCAUUGUAAUCAAAGUGCAGGAGCCUCGGGCGCGCCGGGUGCAGUGUAGUCGCUGCAGUGAAGUCUUCUGGUAGGACACAUCAACACAGAAAACCUCAUAAUGAAGCUGUAUUUUUUUGUUUUUGUUGCUGCAUUGUACACAGUUGAUUCUGUACUUUCUGUUUCUUUUUCUCUGUCUCAGUUUCAAAUGCCGUCAGAUGUACCAUGCACCCACAGACUGUGCAACAAUCCGAAAAUGGCUGACCAAAUGUGCAGAUGACUCCGAAACGGCUAACUACAUCAGCGCACACACUAAAGAUGUAUGAGGAUUUACAUGCAUACACAUACAGUCAUACACAUUUGACAGCAUAUUUGUACCAUACUAUGGUUUUGUACACUCACACAACCUUAUAUGAUCUCACAACGGUAUAAAAUUCAAAAUGUGUUUUUGACAAUGAGGUCAUACAAUAUGUUAGUAAUGUUAAUAUUCUUGAUCUCCUCUAGUGUCCUAAGUGCAAUAUUUGCAUUGAGAAGAACGGAGGGUGCAAUCACAUGGUGAGUCAGAGCUGAAUAUCACACUUUCAUAAAGCAAAGGGAGUUCUGACUUUAUAUCCAGAUUCUGGUAUCUGAAUUCCUCAGCUUUGACUGUGUGUGUUUGAUGAAAUUGCUGCAGGGAAGAUAUGUUACCUUUUAUUUUCCUUCAAACAGUGUUAAAGCUCCAUGAGUGGUUUACUUGUGAAGUUAAAUCAAGCACUAAACGGUUGGAUUUGUUGACUCACACAGUCUACCUCAUGUCAGAGUGUGACUCAUAUGCUUGUCUUGUCAAGUUUCUGUUUCCCUCAUCUGAAAUCCUCCUGUGUCUUUGUUUUGUUUCAGCAAUGUUCCAAGUGCAAACACGGUAAGCCAUUUCACACCUCCACUGCGAUCCUGUGAAGCAUAAAUUCAGUUUUCUGUGAGGCACUUUGCACCCACCUGGUGGUACGAUAUGUAACACAGAAGGAAGCUGUCAGCCUUUACUGUGAGAUAAGAAUGGUUGAACUUAUGAAACAUUCUUACCUUAUGUUAAUGCUCAGUUUCAAUCAAAGUUUCUUUUAUCACAAUACAAAGUCUUGGAGACUGAGAAUCACACUGGGAAAUGGAAUCCCAUCAAAAGCAACUUGGAAAUGGGUUCCACAAACCAUGUGCUUCUUUUUGAGUUAAAAGUGAGAAAUGCAGUGAAAGUAAACUGUGAUCAGUUAUCCGUGCCUGUGGAAUAUAUUUCGACCUUUAGCCAGUUAAAAGUGGCUCCAAAAGAGAUUUCACUUGUUGUGAUGUAUAAUCCAUGUCACAGAAAGGCAGCUAAUACUCUGUGUUUUGUGUCUCCUGUCCUUGCAGACUUCUGCUGGAUGUGUCUUGGUGACUGGAAGACCCACGGCAGUGAAUACUAUGAGUGCAGUCGCUACAAAGAAAACCCUGAUAUAGUCAACCAGAGCCAACAGGCUCAGGCCAGAGAGGCCCUCAAGAAAUACCUCUUCUACUUUGAGAGGGUGAGCUUCCUUUACAUUUUCGUAUAGGCAUUUCUGCUUCAAUAACUUUACAUUGAUAUUUAUACAGUGAAGUUAAAAAAAAACCUGAGCUGACAUUUUUGCUUCCUUUCCAAUGGGGGAGUCAGUGUAGAACUUGAAGAACAAAAGCCUUUUACAUAAACCAAAACCAGAGAAAAGCCAAGUUUAGCAGAUUUCCUAGAAUGAAGGGACGUUAUUUCCAGGGAACUUAAUCUUUGACUGGUAAAUAACAACCACCUUUUUUUAUGAGCACAAUCCAGUUUCAAACCCCGGUCCUCAGGGAUGUCAUUCUGUCUAGUUUCUUUAGAAUUCAGGGUUUCAGGAGGUGGCUCACAUCAGUCAUAGAUAAACACAUUCAAACAGUGCAGGUCAUAAGCUGUGAAGGAAGGUACAAUUUUGGACAUUUAUUGUUCCAGUUGCAUCUGAAGAGGCUGAAAACAUCCUUUUACUUUGAAACAGGCAGCAGGAGGCAGUGGUAGCUGUUUGUACAGGCUCUGAUACACUUGAAAAUAGGAUCCAACAUUAGCCUAUCCAGCAGCUUGGCUAGUUAAGUUUGAUCUCUUUCUGUUGGAAAAAAAAAAAAAAAGAUCCCCUGUGUAUUGCAAUUACUUAACUGACUGGCAAAAACUAAACCAAGUCUAAAUCAUGAUGGUUUUUUUUACUAUUUUUGAAAGACAUAAAUCAUAAAGCCAGUUUAAAAAAAUGUGUUGAUCUUCUGUGUUUUUCAGCCUUCAACUAUAGAGGUUAAAGUCUAUUGAUAUAGAUUGAAACAGAAGUUUGAAAAUGCAUUUAAAAAUACCUUUUAACUGAAAUGUCAUUGUAUGUGUUAAAUACACCUGCCUUUUUAUCUUCUGCGAUCAUAUACCUGAGCUCAAGAGCUACUGGAGAAGGAUUUCCUCUGAUGGUAACCUUAACUGGAUUUCAUCUUUUUGGCUUCUUAUCUAACCAGUGGGAGAAUCACAACAAGUCUCUGCAGUUAGAGGCUCAGACAUACCAGAGGAUCCAGGAAAAGAUCCAGGAGAGAGUGAUGAACAACCUGGGAACCUGGAUCGACUGGCAGUACCUACAUAACGCUGCAAAGCUACUGGCUAAGGUACCCACUGCGUGAUCUUGAAUUCUGUCUAUUCUGGCUGCUCGCAUAGCUGUUCGUGAUGUGAUGAGAAGAACAGUGAUUUAAUGCUGACAUGAAGAGCCAAGAGGAAGGGGAAUCACAAAAUGAUAAAUCAGGGAUAUUACUCAGAAAAAUGCUGAGAUUCAUACCAUGAGGCUGCAUUUACGAAUUGGUGACUUGUAAAGUUUGUUGAAAUUGAACUUGGCAAAGAAAUCAUUUUAGGUUUUGUUUUAAGGUCAGGGUCAGAAAGUGAAAGAGAGCAUUAAGCCCGAUGGACUCCUGAUUCGUUACAGAUACUCGUCUCAUUCUCUAACCAAAGGAUUUUAAAAUCCCUCAGUCACUCAAUCAAUCAAUCAGUCAAUCAAUCAUCAAUCAACCUUAUUUUUAUAGUGUGGUUUAAAAAAAGCCAAAUGCCCUGUAAAUGGUGUGUAAGAAUAAGAAUAACUUUACUUUAUCCCCAAAGGGAAAUUCAAUAAAUCAUGGUUUUAUUUUCAUGGUUUGUAAAUUCACUUGUGGAUGUUUUUAAUGUAAUCCCAAAAGAAAAUCUAUAGAAGCAAAGCGGUAAAGUGCUGAUAAUGCCCAUCAGUUAUAAACAAGCCCUUUUGAAAUUUAUCCUGGUUUUCAUUUAUUCUUUCAAGUUUUUAUAAUGUAGCAAAACUUUGUUGACGUGUGUUCUCUCUUUGGUUCCAGUGUCGCUACACACUGCAGUAUACAUACCCAUACGCCUAUUACAUGGAGUCAGGCCCACGGAAGAAACUGGUAAGGAACAAAGUAGUCUCAAAAGCUUACUGCAGAAAACACAUGAAAUAAAAGCAAAGAGCCCCCUCCAUCACUCAUUUGCCCUCUGAACAUUUUUUCUUAUUUUUUUGGUUUUGUUUUGUUUUUAACUUUGAACCCUGCAGUGUUUAUUGUGUCUUUAAUUAUCACUGUUUGUACACUUAACUUUUUCUUUUCUUUAGUUUGAGUACCAGCAGGCCCAGCUGGAAGCAGAGAUAGAAAACCUAUCAUGGAAGGUGGAGCGGGCUGACAGCUAUGAGAGAGGAGUUGUGGGAGGCGAAGGGGAGCUCAGCGCGAGUGACAGAGGGGUACGAACUGUUGUUGAACUUCAAGGACCACUUUUGGAUGACUUAUAAUAUAGUGACAGAUGACAGACAUGAUUGCACUGUCUUAUAGGGUUAUUAGUGGAUGGGUGGACCAAAAGUGCCUCAAAAUCUGUGUAUGAAAUGGGACUGUAUCAUUACUUCUAAAAUGACAGUGAAAUUAUGAACCCCAUGGUUUAUUGUUUGUUGUGGCUGGCAAAGUAGGCUAAAGAUUGUGAAUUGCCAUACAUGCCAAAUACUUAUAAGAACAUGCAACUCUGUGAUCAGCAGGUUGUUCCCCUAGCUUAACCUAAAGCCUUUCUGUAUUAUCCACUUGUUUUUCUCUAUAAAACUUUAAUCUGCAUAGGAAUGAAGCACUGCCAAUGGAUUGAGGGUUAAUCUUAUUGUUGUUUGGAUUGUGUUUGUCUUUAGGAGUCUUCUUCUUUAACAGCAGUGUUGUGUUUUCCAGGAUCUGGAGAAUCAGAUGCACAUUGCUGAGCAGAGGCGACGCACGCUGCUGAAGGAUUUUCACGAUACCUGAGGCUCCAUCGCCAAUGCAAAGCACCAGCAUCUCCCUCCCUUCUUCCUUCCUCACUUCCUUCCUUUCUUCCUACCUUUUGUUUCCUUAUGCGUCCAUCCCUUGAUGCAGUCAUACUGACCCCUUUUUUUUCUUCUCUACACUGCCUCAUUCACUUCUUUCUUUCUGUUUCACCCAUCACUUACUCCCACAAUGCUGCAGGGUCACAGAAUGGCACGAUUGUAUCUCCCCUUCCUUGUUCUCAUCCUUAGCUCAUUUACAGGUUUUGGCUUCACAGCAUUACACUCACUGCAGUUACACUUGUUGCAGCUUUUCUUAUCUGAUCAAAGAGGUUGUGUGCCAGAAAAUAGUUGGUAUGUGGAUAUAAGAUACUUUAUUUCACAUUCAGCUUUAUUACACAAACUUGAGCAGCUAAAGGCAACCUGUUACCUUUUGAAAAAAGUGUAAAAGUCACAGCUGUUUUUCUUUAACAUUAUUUCUAUGACAGCAAAAUAAAACUGCUCUUGAUGGAGAAGCUUUUUUGUAUGGAGAUGAAAUAAAAUUCCUUUAAAGAGAUUUCAGACUGUUGAUCUAUAUUUGGUGGUUUCACAUAGACCUUAAAGGCUAUCUGUCUCUCUAUAGUAGUAGUGGUCCCCUUACAGUUAAUUGCCCAAAAGAAAUGCAAAGGUAAUACUCUGAAACUCAACAUUAUGAUUCAGCUUACUCUCAUUAGCCACAAACAGUGAUUUACAAAUAAUACAUUGAGCACAACAAUAUGGAAAAUUACUCCUGACUAUUUCUUUGUAAAGCUGUUUACAUCAACUUUUGCUAAACUUGAAAUAAUACUUGCUGGAAGAAUGAGAUACUCUUAUUUCAAAGGUAUCUCAAACUUAACUGGAUUAAUAACUUUUGCCACACCAGGUGUGGCUCCACAUGCCAGCUGCAAAUCUGUGGGUUCAUAAAGACAGAGUGCUAUUUCAUACCCAAUAUUCAAGUUAUUAUGGUGUGUUUACUGUGGAAAAAUGGCGACUUUGCAGUACCACUUAGUCCUCGAAAUACUUGAAAAAAAUAUUUUGCUAUAAUGCAUGUUUAUUUACAAAAAUACUACAGAUGGAGAUGAAUGUGUGUUUAAAUGACAACCUUUUAAGAUUUCAUCACCAGUGCUUCACAAUAAACACACCUUCUCCUUCUCUGAGUUUUUGUUCACACCAAGCCUGACCUGCUACAGCCUCUACUGCCAGCAAACAGUUGUCAUUCGUUAUGGUCAAAGUAAAACUAGGAAAUUACUGUAGUUCGAUACGUUUUUCUUCAGAUGGUGUUGCUAUCUGUUUUAAGUCUAAAAAUCUAUUUCUAGCACAACAAUUGAUCAGAUGAUGAAGAUGUUGUAAAGCAGCAAGUGUACACUCAGCCAUCCAUUCACACUACACCACUCAUUGACAUCGACACAGCAUUUGCACGCACAUACCAUGUGCACAUCACUCAAACACUCCACUGCAGAAAAGAAAAACCUUAAAUACACAUUUUUUGUCUUCCCUCAUCUCAUGCUCUCUUUCUUUACAGUCACCCCCUUGCUUUAUUUUGCUCUUUGUUUUUGCUUUUCUCCUAGCUCAAAUUUGUUUACUUUUCUUUUGGAAAAUGGCUGUUGAUAGAUAGAUCAUAUUAAAAAAAAAAAAACUGGGAAAAAAGAAAAAAAAAAGAAAAAAAAUGUUGUAAUUUUCAACGGUUGUACAUUAAUACAGAAAUAGAGUUACUGAGAGUUUUUAAAACCGGA
Messenger RNA from Xyrichtys novacula (pearly razorfish), 15697 nucleotides. Lineage: Eukaryota; Metazoa; Chordata; Actinopteri; Labriformes; Labridae. The record is from the annotation of a GenBank genome assembly.